CCUCGAUAUUGAAAAAGUCAGGCUGCAGAGGAAAAGUGUAGAUCGUUCUAUUGAACUCUUGGUAAAAGAUCUUUGAGCCCAUAUUUAAUCAUGUUGCUGCUUCAUUAACAAGUGUCGAAAAAAAUUUUUGAUUAUUAAUCUAUGUCCGAGCCGCGUUGGUAUUUUCGUUCGAUAAUAGUGGAGACAAUCAACAUCUACAUCAAGAGUGUGAUGAUGAAUGUAAAGAUGGAAAUGAGAAGAUGACGCAAGAUGCCGGACGAUAUUAAUUGUCGGUUACCAGGUUGCAACACUUGAGUACCUUCACUCGUCCCUGAACCACGCAUCAUGUUCCAGCAACGUGCUUCGUCCGUUCGAGCCCUCUGCGGCUUGCAGGUGACGAACCUGCUCGCUGCCUUGCGCGCGAACCGAAAUUUCCAGCAGUCUUUGAUAGUCCCGCCAUGGGAGGAGACAGACGGUCUCAGCAAGCUGUUAAACCAUUUACGGCACAAACUGGCGACUGGCGACUACCUCACAGACUCCGAACUCUUUUAUCCGUUCUUGCAGGUACAACUUAUUACACUCUGAAGGUGAAGAUGACUGUGGUAGUAUCUAGCUGUCAGAAUUUUGAAGCUGUACAACUUCAGUUACAAAGUGGAAUUGAAGAGAACACCUCCAAUUUGAAAACAGGAAAGUUGUACUUAUUUGAAUUGACUCAGUAGACAGGAGGAUUCAUUUUGAGCAUCUUCGGAAUCCUCGUACUACAACAGGUUGUCCGCGCGAAAGAAGUCUCCGGCCUUGCAACGGGGAAAGCCUUAGAGGGGUUAUUGAAUAUGCUUCGGACACACAACUGGGACGCGUCUAUAUUACGCCAGGUUGCGGAAGGCGUCGAACAGUGCAAGUUUGAAGAAACCAUGAGGGUAUAAUUAUUGAUAUUUUUGUGAACAUAUCUUCCUGCCGCCAAAGCGAAAGCUAAUCAAUGGCUUCAUCGCUUUUGCUGGAUGAUUGAAGUAAGUACUGCCAUUUUUACAGGCGCAAAAAGAAAAAUGUUCUUUCAACAUUCUUUCAUAUUUAUUAAUAUACUGCCUCAUACAUCUUUUUUUCAGGACUUCGACGAGACAGUACUCGGCUUGUCCAUAGAAGUUUUCCGGCUUUGCGUCGAUCCAGUGAGGCAUACGGAUCCAGUGUCACGUUGUGCCGCGUGCGAGCUUGUGUUUGAUUGUCUUUUAUCGCGGUUCCACCCAGAUGCGACGGAGCGGCCACGCCAUACGCCCCUUCUACGACAAGCGAGCUUACGCGCCUUGCUGGACAUCGUUACAGACCCCUGUCCAGACUUUCUGCCAUACCAGGUGCAAUGGGGUUUAGCCUUCCUGAAGAACAAAACAGUAACCGACGAUGCCAAGUUGACCAUCGCUGUGGCGGCAAUCCGCACAGGAAUCGAAUACUACUGGUUCAAGAUGCAAGAGCAACGUACUACUACUUCGACUUAUAUGGAACAGUACAAUUACUAAUCUUCUUAGAAUUACUGUAUCUUAAGGUUUUUUCAGAAGUUUUUUCUCGCCUUGUUGAAUGCUCCUCAAUUGCUUUUUGAAGCAGCCCAAAGCGCUCGAUAUUAGCGUUCAGCGUCAACUUUGUUGUGAUGUUGAAUGGUCCCUGAAAUUCCUGAAAUGAAUGAAGAACAAGCUCUUAAGGAAUAAAUCCAUCCACUUAAAAAUACACAAUUUUCAGCCUCCACAAGUUCUGGUCCGAGUAACGGCUCUAUCGUACGCAGUUCCGGUGGUACCGCUUUGCUUCCAGGCACUGAGGAUUACAUGCGGAAGAUUCCUCUCGGACUUCUGAAUGCGCUAUACACCCACUCCAGUGCCGCCGUGUUGGGUGCUUUGUUACCGCUAGUGAAUAGACUGCUUGCGAUUGGAAUGGCUUGUGGAAAUGCAUUGUGGGUAGAGGCGGUGAUGAGCGGGUGUUAUCUGCGCAUUCUACAAGAUCAUCAGAAGGCGGUCGCAGUCGCCGCAGCUGCUGCAGCGGCCCCGAAAAAUGGAGCAGCUCCGGCUCCUGCGCCGGGCUCUGUGGGAACCGGAACGCUGCUGAGUGCGGAAGCUUUAGUAGUACUUUUAGAGUACUUGGAGGAGGCGUUCAGCGCAAAUCCAAGUUUACCAGCGGUUCUGCACUCAGCGUCGGACGCGUGCUACUACAAACAGCAAUCAUGCCUGGAACUUACGAAGUCUCUCGCGCAGCUUUGCUCCUCGCUUGAUACAGUGCAGGGACCGUUGCCAGGACAAAGGGGACAGCGAUUGUACUUUUUAAUAUAUAAUCAUACGCUGGUGCAAGUGCAACUGCAAGCGAAUGGUUAUAUAUUUAUAAAUAUAAGUAAUUGUCUUUAUCUUCCCGGAUAGGAUCGCAAAAUGUAUGCUCAUAAAUAGAUUUCAAAUUCAAUUUGAAUUCAAAUUAAUUCAGGUCUCGCGCUGCCGGGUUUGCUGUUCUUGGUUUGUAUUAUAUCCUGAAGGCGCACGCGGAGCUGCCGACGCAGCUUGAAACUGAUAGGCGGCGGGAAAUUUUGCUGUCUUGCAUCCAGAAGUUUCAGGAAAAGCCGAAGAAGGCACGGCAGAUCUUCGAACCGGUAUUUGCUUUUCUGCCAGAUGUCCCAACUCCGCCUCACGCAAAAACCGAAGACUUGCCGACCGAGUACGAGCCUUGGGCUGUUAAGCUAGCUUGGUUGUUCAAGAAUUCGCCCUUGAUGCCGUUUGAAGCGUUAGGCGAGUUUUUUGGGGGAAAUCACGGUGAUUCCACGCAUUGUUUUGCAGUUUUCUGUGCGCAGUUCGACAUGGCGGACAUGGGUUUAGAUGUGGCGAUGCGAAUUCUUCUACAGACCUUCCGUCUUCCGAAAGAGGCGCAACAGAUUGAUCGCUUGAUGAAGAUUUUCUCGCACACUUUCUACGCCCGCAACCACCUCGAGGAGGGUGAAGAAACAACCGCAGCAGGGACGACUGAUUUGAACGCGUCUGUGGCCUCUACCGAGGCGUCCACAGUUGUUGCGGCAGGAGAUCAACAAAAUGCAUCUGUUGAUAGAGCAGAAGGCACAGCGUCGAAUGCGGAACAGGCGGACGAUAGCGCUGCUGAGAGCAAGCCACCUCACAGUUUCAAGGGCUAUUACAACGCUGCGGACGCGUGCUUUACCUUGGCGUUUUCCGUGAUUAUGCUGAAUGUGGAUCAGUACAACAAACAAGUGAAACACCCUAUGGAGCAGAAAGACUUUAUUAGGAAUCUGCGGAAAUGCAAUGAGGGCGAGGACUUUGACGAGAAGCUUUUGAAAGACAUUUUCAACCGUAUCCGUGAGUCUGAGAUCCGAACGCCGGAAACGGGUGGCUUCGAUUCGGAGCUAAUGGCGGGUCGCUGGAACCAUAUUUUUCUGAAGGACACGCUGAACUACCCACAGAGCACCUCCGAGUCGCGUGCAAACCUGCAAGGUCCGGUUGGAGGGACCGCUGCGAGUGGGUUCUAUCUGCCUUCACAAGCAGAGGCGGGCAAUGGAGCAUCUGCCGGUGGUGGACCGUUGCCGAUUGUUUUUAGUCCGUCGGCACCCAAAAUGCUCCUUUCACACGCGGCGAACAUGUUCGCAUUGCGUCCCAUCCACCGCUUAGGCUUCCUGAAUCACUGCGGGCGAGAAAUCUUUGAGGCUUUGGUCCGAGUCUUGAACAUGGAUCGUCUUGCUGCUUCGCCUGCGUUCUCCUGUGUGGAAAAUCUAUGGCGCCUCGAAGACCUCGAGGACCGAAGCGAGUUUCUGUCAGGUGCGAAACCUAGCAGUUGUGUUCAGCUGCUCUUCUCAGAAGGUGUUCAAGUCUUCCGCAACAGCUUUGGGGACUUGGCGGGAGGAGGCGCCUCGUCCGCCGCGGCGCAACAGGCUCCGCCGGCAGAACAACUGCUUGCGCUUAACAAGAGACCGAUUAAGUGCCUUCGUGUGCUCUUCAAUUUCGUGGCUUUGCACCCGAAUCGAAUGGUGCAGGACAGCAGUUUCGUGCUGAUCUGUAUCCUGUUUGCACUGUAUUCUUGCUGGGAGGAGCCGCAGAUCCCGCUGUAUGAUCCAAUGCUCAUUCCGGCAGGAAGCAGCGGCGGCGCUGCAGGCUCGGGAGGCGGGAAUGGAGCGAACAAUCAAGGUUCUGCCAACCAGCAGCAGUCAACACGUCGUCGCGCAUCGUCCAAUAUGCAGCAGACUGGAGCUGUAGCCGCGAAUGGAGGAGUGUCUGCCAGAGACGCUCGCGCCGCUUUACCGGCGACACCGACGCACCAACAGAAUGCCGCACCAUCGGGUUCAGGCGGCGAGCAGCUUCCAUCCACACCUCAGUUGCACACCCCGUUUUCGGUCGCUGCUGGACAGACCAGUGGAAACGGCGAGCAGUUGCUAGCGCGAUCCGCAUCCCUUCAAUCGAAUGGCGGCCCGACACAGUACGUACUCAAAGAGGACGAUAUCCGCGCGAUUGUGGAGCUUCCUGUGCACCACCCGGUGUGGGACACGUUCUUCGGUGUCGGCAAAGCACGAUUCCCGAUUGUGCAUGUCCCAGAGCAGAAGAGCGGCACGGGAUGGAUGUUCGAGAAAGUCACUGCAAUGCUGAGCGUCAUGGCUGAGGAGCAAGACGGAGCAAAGUCAGGCGAUCCGGAUGAACCGCAUUACGACAGCGAUCUAGACAUCUUCACUUUGGAUCGCGGUGCGACUGCAGACAGAAUGAGCACAGCGUACAUGCUGCGGUCCUCUUCGACAGGUUCGGCAGGAAGUGGCGGCGCUGCAGUCGCGGCUCCACCAAGCAGUGGACCGUCAGCCGCUGCCGGAGGGCCAAGUGAAGUGCCGCAGAGUGGAGUCACUGGCGUGUCUCAGCAUGUGCCGCCAUCUGCAGGAACUCCUGAUCUAGCUGGUGUCAGUGCCUACCCGCCAAGCAGUCCAGAGCGAAUGCCGGUCCCACGACUGUCGAGCACGAUGUCGGCACCCGGCAGCGGUACCGCUGCAACCAAUAGUGCGCGCGGCCCUGUGCGGAAGUCUCAAGUAGGAGGCGCUGCCGCCAAGAUCCAGGAUCCGCUGCGUCCUAUUAUCGAAAAAGCGUUCCACAAAUGUGACCCGUUUAACGUGUUAGCAAAGCUAAACCUGAAGCAGCUCAACCUUCUGGCAACGAGCAUUUUCCUAGCCAUGCUGCACACCCUUCGCUCAUCCACUGGGCCUCAACGAGCACCAGAAAGCGGAUCACAGCCGGGCAGUGCGGCAGGUCCAGCUGGCGCUACAAGGCUCUCCUCUGUCAAUGGUGGUGUCACAGCACCAUCGUCAGGGGGAGGUGCUAUUGAGGGCAUUAGCGGCUCGCCGCCAGCACCGUCAAGCGGAUCUCCUUCGGAUUCGGACGCCCUCGUUGUAAGACCGUUCCAACCGCCAUCAUCGCUCUCGAGCGUCGCCAUCGGGGAUGGAUUUGAGGUGUUGAGGUUCGCGCUACGCUUAUGCGCCAAAGUUGCUCAUGCGCCAAUACCACAGCUUCGCGCAGCAGGCAAAGCAGUACUUGAAACACUUCUCUGUGCAGCAUGCAGCUCGGUUAUCGGGACUGGUGCUACUGGAGGUAUUUCAGCUUUGUUAGACUCUUUCCAGCUUCUUCAAUGCGUCAAGUGCCUACUUACCAAGACUAAUUGUAAUAAAAAACUAACUACAACGGUCACUCAUUCUGAAAAUGAAAUGUUCAAACAGCCGGCGCCUCCUCAGUUGCAACGCAGGAUAAGAUUAGUGUGCGGACAGCCGCGCUUGCGCUAGUGGCUGUUUUUCGGUUCAGAGAGUUAUGGGGCCGAAAUGCGGUUGCGGAGAUCGUGUCGCAGUUCCUUGAGCGCAUCGAGACCGAGAAAAAGCUGUUUGUGCAGCUUUCGAUGGUCGCGUGCAACGCGGUCCAUUGCUACUUCUCAAGCGUGCGCAUGGAGGACAUCCACACACUGUUUCAGUCGAGUGAAGAAGUUACUCUCGUUUUCCGGUUGCUGCGAGCAGGAUAUCCGGGAGCGGAGAUGCAGACCAAAGGUCUGAAAACGGAGAAAAUCGUGGAAACCAUGAUGUUGCUGUUCCACCCAACGAUUUUGCCGACCCUAGGCCUGCAACCAUACGCGCAGUGUCUUGCUGAGAUUCCUUCGGAGAGUCCCGAGCACAUGUGCCGUCUUCUGUUGGCGCUUCUGCGCAUGCUGUCCUCUCACGUCGUUGGCGCAGGAGACGGGGUUUCCUCUCAGCAAACUGCCGAAGGCACCGUGGAGUUACUCGCGCAAAUCUGGUCGCGCACCUUGAUUGCGCUCUGUCAGCACCUGGCGCACUUUCAGAUUGCCAUCAAGCAGGCCGCACAAGGCGGCGGCAAUGCGAAUGCCAGUGCCGUCGCGGCGCAGCAUCAGACGCUCCUGAAGCUCCUCCUAGAGGUCCAGGAAGCCAUCCUGGCCGAGCCGGUAGCGCAGUAUACGCCAUUUACUGGUAUCGCCGUCGUUGAAAAGCUAGUUGCGUUUUUGACCUCCAUCUGCACGCAACAAGCCCCUAAAAACUUCCUUACCCUGGCCUUGAAUAUCGCGAGCAAGUUCUUCCUGGUGAAUCUGAAGCACCUGCAGAGCCAACCGCGAUUCGACCAGAGUUGGUUGAUGGUUUUGCGCUUGAUUCUCGUUCUUCACAAGUUUGGUCGGGACACGCGCGACGAAGUUUUGGCGGAACUAAGUCUAGAAACUCUAAAAAACACGAUCCGAGUCAUGCUGGAGAGCGGUCUUUUGAAGUUCGACGUCAGCGGGUCGGAAGCCAAAGAGCCUGCGGGGAAAGAAGGCAGUAAAAACCCAGCCGUGUGGUGGCGUGUUACGUGGGAGAAUAUUGAAAACUUGUGUCCAGGUUUCAGAAAGCAGAUGCAAGAAGAACAGUCGGCUUUUGAAGAGCAUGUAACCAGGCGUCGCGAGACGUCGCAAGAGCCGAAUCGUAGAGCUGGAGCGCAGCAAGACACGCCAAACGCAGAGCAGGCCACGGCAUCACCUAGGAACAGAGGAGCGACUGCGUCAAGCAACAAUGCUGCAGCUGCUGGUCCACCGGCACAAGCUACACCUGGUUCUUCCUCGUUGUCCGCGCCACGACCAGCUUUCGAUCCUAGUAGCAGAGUUUCGGCGCCGGGAAGUAACGCAGCGCCGGGAAGUAACGCAGCCGAGUUCUCCUCUUCAAGUAACAGCAUGUCGUCUGCCUCCACCGCCAACACGCUAACAACCGCGGCGUCAUCUGGAACCGCCCCGUCUUCAUCCGAUCGUCACCACGCCUCUCAGCCGACCUCUGCGGCUACCCCCUACUUCGGCUCACACACGAGUAACGACGACCAUUCCUCUGCGGGAGGAUCGCUUGAGGUGCCUGCACCUGCAGUAGCUUCCCAGGCUGCUGACAGUUUCGUGGUCGUCCCGAGAAACCUCGUUGCCCCAGCCCAUAGUCCUUCCUCGCCCAGCGGACCCGUGCCCGUCCAGCAGUCCUCGGACGAACCACGAACAUCACCCACGGCACACCAAGUGCCUCUUCCAGCGCCGAGCGUUCAACAUCCAAGUGCCGGGGCACCUUCGUCACCGAGUAAUGCUCCAAGUGUCCACGUACCGCACCCACCUCCCAAGGCGGAUCCGGCAAUGCUGGCAGCAACGGUAACACACGACUCUGAGUCCGGCUAUAAUGUGGUGCACAUGCAACCGCCACGACCACCAGCACCAGGUCACGAGGCCACUCCAGACCUGAGCUAG
Messenger RNA from Amoebophrya sp. A25, 7716 nucleotides. The record is from the annotation of a GenBank genome assembly. Lineage: Eukaryota; Dinophyceae; Syndiniales; Amoebophryaceae.